Messenger RNA from Gopherus flavomarginatus (Mexican gopher tortoise), 2718 nucleotides. RefSeq names its product TatD DNase domain containing 1 (gene TATDN1). Gene Ontology annotation, cellular component: cytosol. Gene Ontology annotation, molecular function: 3'-5'-DNA exonuclease activity. Bases 1495 to 2382 code for a protein of 295 amino acids. The transcript is spliced from 12 exons. The record is from RefSeq and is a predicted model, not a curated record. NCBI's taxonomy places the organism in Eukaryota, Metazoa, Chordata, Testudines, Testudinidae.
CUGCUGUAGCUAUGAGCCGCUUUAAAUUCAUCGAUAUCGGUAUUAACUUGACAGAUCCUAUGUUCAGAGGCAUUUACAGAGGUACACGGAAACAUCAAGUUUGUGAGAACUUCAACCCUAAUCCAGUCCAUCUCUUCUGCUGAAGACAAGAUAGCUGGCUUCACUUUGUUCUAGCUAUCCAAUUAUUUAUGUCCAAAGACUAUUCAUACCAUAUUAAGCAUAAUACAUCAAAGUUAAACAGCAAUGCAUAUGAAAUACACACGGGUUUUUAGCGUGCAUUUCUUUAUGCUACAGAGUCACUGGAAUCAACUUUGUCAUAUCAGCAGGAGUUGCAUUUAUGGCAGUAUUUUAAAUCUUUCAUUGGUCUUUUUUGUAAACCUGAUAAUUGUUCUUAUAGUACAUGGGCAAAUGAUAGGAGCAUAUUCAAAAUACAAAUAAGUAUUGGUUUGUUUAGAUUCCUGAAGAUACUUUCCCUCAGUCUGUUGCUGUUUUAUGAGGUGGAAGGAUAAAGUAGCUAAGAAAUAUGGCUGUAAGAAAUAUACAAAGUUAUAAAAUAACAUUGUAGUAAAAGAUACAGAGUAGAGCCAGAUAAUUAUUUUUUUAUAAAUGGCUUUUUGACUAAAUGGAAAUGUUUUUGAGAACAUUUCCAUUUUUCAUUAAAAAAUUGUAAAUGAAAAAAAAUCUCUAUUUUUUCAGUUUUGUUAGGUGGCGAAAAGUCUACUUUCUUUCACUUUUUUUAUUCUCUCCUCUCCAUUUUCUAGUGGAAAACAGUGGGAGAAAGUUUAAAGAAAAAGUGAAUGGGUUUUUUCCCCCCACUGAAACAAAACUAUUUUUUUAAUUGAAAAAUAACAUUUAGUUUCUUUUGAAAAUGUUCAUGAAAGAUGCUGACCCUUUUUCCAACCAACUCGAAAGCAGAGUUAUUUAGAGAAGCUAAAGGGAAAUUAGACAAUUUCUCCACUUACCAAAGAACUUGUAAUUCAUUUUCAUUCUUCUCAAUUCCUUAAAUAAACAGCAUUUGGUUUAACUGCAGCCUUUCAUUUGGAUUUGAUUUCAAUGUUGGAGAACAAGUAUUGAGUGACCAUGCAGGCAGCUCAGUUCUUGAGGGAGGAACAGAAAAUCAUUGUAGGUCACAGUCACACCUACACGUUAAGCAACACAUUCUCUACCCAUAGAGACAGCUCAGCAGAUGGGGGUCCAUUUGGGCAGAGUGAGCUGUCAGACUGUUGGUGUGCUGGGACACGGUGACCCACUAUUAACUACUACUUUCAGCAAACACAUUUUUCAGACAUAGAGCUCAAGACAGCGUUUACGUAACUAGGUCCUGAUCCAAAGCCCAUUGAAGUGUAUGGAAAACAUCCUGUUAACUUAAAUAGGUUUUAGAUCAGGUUCUUAGUCAUUUGCAUCCUCCUCCUAUUUGCCUUCCUAAAGAUUGACUAAUUGUUUGUGUCCAAAGAUUAUUCAUACCAUGUUAAGCAUAAUAUUAACUAUACAUAAAUGGCUUUAUUGCAAAGGAAUGUGCAAGUUAAAUUAUGUUUUAAGAACUGGACUUUAAUUUACCAGAUUUUUACUUUUGCAGAUGACUUUUUGGAUGUAAUAGAGAGAGCAGUCAAAACUGGUGUUAAAAAGUUUAUGAUUACAAGUGGAAAUCUACAGGACAGUAAAGAUGCAUUGCAGCUGGCACAGACAAACGACAUGUUUUACAGUACGGUUGGCUGUCAUCCCACCCGCUGUGGAGAAUUUGAGCAGAGUGACCCUGACCAAUAUUUAGCUGAAUUGCAAAAUCUAGCUGAAAAAAAUAAGGGGAAGAUCAGAGCAAUUGGGGAAUGUGGCCUGGAUUUUGAUAGAUUAGAAUUUUGCCCUAAAGACACCCAACUCAAAUACUUUGAAAAGCAAUUUGACCUGUCAGAGCAAACAAAAUUGCCAAUGUUUCUCCAUUGUAGAAAUGCACACACUGAAUUUUUAGAGAUAAUGAGAAGGAAUAGAGAUAGAUGUAUGGGAGGAGUGGUACAUUCAUUUGAUGGCACAAAGGAAGAAGCAGCUGCUAUAAUUGAUUUGGAUCUCUAUAUAGGAAUAAAUGGUUGCUCACUGAAAACAGAAGCCAAUUUAGAAACACUGAAGUCAAUUCCUAGUGAAAGAUUAAUGAUAGAGACUGAUGCUCCCUGGUGUGGUGUGAAAAAUACUCAUGCUGGGUCAAAGUGUAUAAAAACAACAUUUCCCACAAAAAAGAAAUGGGAAGUAGAGCACUGCUUGAAGGACAGAAAUGAACCUUGCCAUAUAAUUCAGGUACUGGAGAUAAUGACAACAGUAAGAGAGGAAGAUCCACUUGAACUGGCCAACACUCUUUACAACAAUACUAUUAAAGUCUUCUUUUCAGAUAUGUAAUGCUAUGUUUUUUACCUUUAUUUUGUAUGCAAAGCCUGUUAACCUUACUAUAAAACUUAAAAUAUAAUAGUACUUUUGUUGUUGUUCCAGAAGUAGGUUUCUGGUUUGUUUGAGGUAUGACAAGAUUAAACCUGUCGUUGUAAACCUCAAAUACUGAACAUCUAAAGCAAGGAUUCUUGCAACAAAUUUUUGGUGGCCUCAGAGUGUGGCUACCUGAUUGUUUGUUUUUCCUAAAGUUAAAUAUUUUAAGAAAAAUGAAGACAUAUACAUAUCCAAAUCCCUGUAAUUUAUUUAUGUAGGGUUUUUUGCAAACUCAAUAAAAAAAAUACAAUUGUG